Messenger RNA from Drechmeria coniospora, 807 nucleotides. RefSeq names its product glutathione S-transferase. Bases 1 to 807 code for a protein of 268 amino acids. The record is from RefSeq and is a predicted model, not a curated record. NCBI's taxonomy places the organism in Eukaryota, Fungi, Ascomycota, Sordariomycetes, Hypocreales, Ophiocordycipitaceae. The transcript is spliced from 3 exons.
AUGGCGGCCACGGCGACGACCAACGAUGAUGGGACGGCCAAGAUAACGCUCUACUGGCUCAACAACUCGCGGGCACAGAGCAUCAUCUGGCUCCUCGAGGAGCUCAAGACGACGUACGAGCUCGAGAUUUUCCACCGCAACAAGCAGUCGAUGCUCGCGCCGCCCAGUCUCGACAAGAUACAUCCGCUCGGCAAGUCGCCCGUCGUCGGCAUCGCCGCCCCCGGCCGCGAACCGAUCCUCCUCGCCGAGAGCGGCCACAUAACGCAGUACCUGUGCGAGCACCUGCCCGAGGGCAAAUGGCUCACGCCGCCGCGUUGGAGGGACGGUCAGGAGGGCCGGCUGUGCGGCGAGACGGAGGCCUGGCUGCGCUUUCAGUACCUGCUGCACUACGUCGAGGGAAGCCUGAUGCCCAACCUCGUCAUGGCCCUCGUCCUCUCCCGCCUCAAAUCCCCCCAGGUCCCCUUCUUCAUGCGGCCCAUCACCGGCGCGGCGGCCAACCGCAUCUACUCGCUCUUCGUCUUCCCCAACGCCCAAAAGCACCUCGCACUCCUCGACGACUACCUCGCCUCCUCCGGCGGCAAGUACAUCUGCGGCAACUCGCUGACGGCCGCCGACAUUCUCCUGAGCUUCCCGCUCAUCGUCGCCAAGGACCGCUGGGACGGCAUGGGUCGAUGGGAAGGGGGCAGCUGGGCCAAGGCGCACCCGCGCGUCGCCGCCUACGUGACGUUGCUGGAGACGGAGCCCGGCUACAAGGCAAGCCUCGACAAGGUGGCGAAGAUGGACAGCACCGCUUCCGCUUCUCUCUAG